Molecule: messenger RNA, 1989 nt
Organism: Penicillium egyptiacum
Lineage: Eukaryota; Fungi; Ascomycota; Eurotiomycetes; Eurotiales; Aspergillaceae
Source: the annotation of a GenBank genome assembly
AUGUCUCAAUCCAGAGACAAUUCCCCAACUUCUGAUGACCCUAAUGCGAUGGCUAUGCAAUUGUUAGCGCAAUUCCAGAGCGCUUCCUCUCGCCAGGCGCCCAUCAUGGCACCUAAGGGCCCUGAAAAUGCUCUUCAUCCAGUGCAACGGAUCACUGGAAACUCAGAAGAACCAACAAUGUCUUUUGAGAUCAUCGUCCCAGCGGUUAACAACCCUGAGGACUAUGAGUAUUUGCCCGGUCACUUCGAGAUCCAUCGCAUUCUUGCAGUUGAUAUGCAUGAGCCGAAACUCAUUGUCAGGCUCAAAAGUGGUGAACGUCAAACAAUGACCAUCGAGAAAUUGAAAAGCCUCAAGAACGGUCGGGAGGCUUUGCGUGAAUUUAACCGUGACUCACAGAGUCCUGAUCCCCUCGCAUUGGACCACAGACCCAUUUCACAUCUCAUUUACUCGGGUGGAGAUGGUCCUGCAGACUAUGAUUCAGACAUGGAUUGGGGAAUCGCACGAAGACGCCAACGGCGUGGCCCGUCCAUCUCAUACGACCAUUUCUUCCGCAGUGACGAUGAAGAUAAAGGUGACGACUACCAAAGCCGCGGUGGAGAUAAAAGCAGCGUGCAGAUAGACUCAGAUGAGUCCAGUGAUGUGGAUGGAGAUGAUCCUCCAACCAAACGCCGCCAGUUGAGAAGAGGUGUACAGAAGGGCAAACAGCGUGCUCGCGAAUGGUCCGAAGAAUCUUCUGCCUCCGAUACAGGCAAAGGCAAGCGAACAUCAUCCCGCCUACGACAGACCCGUCGACGCAAUAUGAAAGAGCGACAUGAAGACGACGAAUAUUCUGAGCCCGACGUUGAAGAGCCUAAGCAGCAAAAGUUCUCGGGCGCAAGGGAGCAGUUCCUCGAACUACCAAACGACAAUGAGUUCAGACUGUGCCACUCCCAGUCAUGUGCCCAAUGCGGCUAUGAAGAUUAUGACCUCGAAAAAGGGUCUUUGAUUUUCUGUCAAGGCUGUACUGUGUCCUACCAUCAAGGCUGUCUUGGCGAUCGAAGCAGCCGAAAGCACUUGGCCACCAAGGUUGACGAUGGAGAUUUCAUUCUUCAAUGCAGUCGGUGUUUGGGGAUCAAGCACCAAGAGCAUGAUAUGAAGCCUCAUUUGGGCCACUGUGCCGUGUGCAGAGAGGAAGGACCCAUGUCGCAGCCUUUGCGAGAGACUCUUUCUUCCCAGAUCGAGCAGCAAUUGCGGGAAGCCAACGACGGCAUAGAUCCAAUUACCCACGUAGAUAUGUCCCGUGUAAACAGCGUUGACAACGUCCUUAUCAGAUGUCUUGGUGGCAGUGACAGUUGCAAACGAGCCUUCCAUAUUCAGCAUCUACCAAACAUGGUAGAGAAGGAUCGUGCCAACAUUGAUCCUGACAACUGGCAAUGCAAUGACUGCUCUGAAUCUCCUCCUGGAGCCAGCCCCAUCCACGUGAUCGUUGCUUGGAGACCAAAGAAUUUCAAAGUCGAGGUCGUCCCCCGGUUGGUUGAAAUGAUCCCAGAGGUCGAAAAAGAGUAUCUCAUCAAGUGGCACAAUAUGUCUUACUUCCGUGUCACCUGGUUGACUGGAGACUGGGUCUGGUCCAAGGCUCCUGCUAGCCAGAUGAAGGCCUUCCUCAAGUCAGACAGAUCCGCCAAACCCAUCAUGACAACAGCCGAAGCUGUUCCCGAAGAAAAUCUGCGAGUGGACAUUAUUUUUGAUGUCGAAUAUUACACCGAGCCCGAAUCCCAAGAGGAUCGAGCAAACGCCGAGAUGGUUAAGCGGGCAUAUGUCAAGUACAAAGGGUUGCCCUACGAAGACUCAGUCUGGGAAGAUGCCCCAAGUCAGACCGACACAGCUCGUUGGGAGGAUUUCCAGAUUGCUCUUAUCGACAGGGUGCUCCGAGAGAAUAUUCACCCGCCUAGGCCGAAGGAUCUUGUAAGCCGUCUCCGAGAUGCCCGCGGAGAGAACUGGAUGGCGUGA